AUGGGUAGCUACAGAAUGUGUCUCAUCUUCAAAAGGAAGUUCAGGGUGACGGAGCCCGGUCCGGUUGAUGACGUCAGAGACGUCUUCGAGAGAUACGCGGAGGGUCAAGCUCACAUGUCGCCGGAGCAGCUACGGAAACUCAUGGCUGAUGAAAGAAGAGAAGAUUUAGGAUCGAGUCUCGAAGAUGCGGAGAGGCUCGUCGACGAGGUGCUUCGUCGGAAGCACCACAUUGCAAAGUUCACGAGACGAAACCUCACUCUUGAGGAUUUCAACUAUCUUCUCUUCUCCACUGAACUCAAUCCUCCCAUCGGCGACAAGGUUCAUCAGAACAUGGAUGCUCCUCUGUCGCAUUACUUUAUAUUCACCGGCCACAACUCCUACUUAACAGGAAACCAGCUGAGUAGCAAGUGCAGUGGCCUUCCCAUUGCAGAUGCAUUGAGAAGAGGCGUGAGGGUUGUUGAGUUGGAUCUAUGGCCACGUGGUAAAGAUGAUGUCUGCGUUAAGCAUGGAGGGACCUUGACCAAGGCUGUGAAACUAGGGAAAUGUUUGGAGUCUAUUAAAGCGAAUGCCUUUACUACUUCAAAGUAUCCUGUUAUCAUCACUCUUGAAGACCAUCUCACUCCUAAACUUCAAUCUAAAGUUGCCAAGAUGAUAACUCAGACAUUUGGAGAGAUGUUGUAUUACCAUGAUUCCGAAAGCUGCAAAGAGUUUCCUUCUCCUGAAGAGUUGAAGGGGAAGAUACUCAUAUCAACAAAACCUCCAAAGGAGUACUUAGAAGCUAAUGAUGCCAAGGAUGGAGAGAAAGGGAAGGAUUCAGAUGAGGAUGUUUGGGGCAAGGAGCCUGAAGAGCUUGUUUCUACUCAGUCUGAACUCGACAAGGUCUCAAAUAGCAUAAACUAUAUCAACCAAGAUGAUGAAGAGAGGGGUUCUCGUGAUUUUGAUACGUCGUGUUCAUUACAAGCACCAGAAUACAAACGCCUUAUCGCCAUCCAUGCAGGGAAGCCAAAGGGCGGUUUAAAGAUGGCUUUGAAGGUUGAUCCAGACAAAAUCAGGAGACUUAGCCUAAGCGAGCAGUUACUUGAGAAAGCUGUUGCAUCACAUGGUGCAGAUGUUAUAAGAUUCACUCAGAAGAACUUUCUGAGGAUAUAUCCCAAAGGCACAAGGUUUAACUCUUCAAACUAUAAACCUCAGAUAGGUUGGAUGAGUGGAGCUCAAAUGAUUGCAUUCAACAUGCAGGGGUAUGGAAGAGCAUUGUGGCUGAUGCAAGGAAUGUUUAGAGCUAAUGGAGGUUGCGGUUACGUCAAGAAACCAGAUUUUCUAAUGAAUGUAGGUCCUAAUGGACAAGUUUUUGAUCCAAAUGAGAACUCCUCCCCAAAGAAAACUUUAAAGGUGAAAGUCCUCAUGGGAGAUGGAUGGCACCUAGACUUCAAAAAGACUCACUUUGAUCGCUACUCUCCUCCUGACUUCUACGUUAAAGUGGGUAUUGCUGGAGCACCUGCUGAUAAGUCGAUGGAGAAAACAGAAGUGAAGUAUAAUACAUGGACACCCAUUUGGAACGAGGAGUUCACAUUCCAGUUAAUAGUACCUGAACUUGCUCUGCUCCGUGUUGAAGUGCAUGAGUACGACAACAAUGAAAAAGACGAUUUUGGAGGUCAGACUUGUCUGCCGGUGUCUGAGUUAAGGCAAGGCAUACGCGCUGUUCCACUCUACAACAGAAAGGGAGUGAAGUACAGCUCCACGCGGCUUCUUAUGCGCUUUGAGUUUGUCUGAAGACCGACGGUUUUGGUUCGUGUAUCCAUCUAGAGUUGUAUUUUUAUGUUAUGUUUUAUUAUGUAAAAUAAUCGAAUGUUUACCUGAGUAAUAUAUAGAUCUUUUGCACUU
Molecule: messenger RNA, 1881 nt
Organism: Brassica oleracea var. oleracea
Lineage: Eukaryota; Viridiplantae; Streptophyta; Magnoliopsida; Brassicales; Brassicaceae
Product: phosphoinositide phospholipase C 4
Exons: 8
Coding region: 1-1770 (589 amino acids)
Biological process (GO): lipid metabolic process; phosphatidylinositol-mediated signaling
Molecular function (GO): phosphatidylinositol-4,5-bisphosphate phospholipase C activity
Source: RefSeq, a predicted model, not a curated record